Messenger RNA from Phytophthora infestans T30-4, 1170 nucleotides. RefSeq names its product 26S proteasome non-ATPase regulatory subunit, putative. The coding region runs from base 23 to 1087 and encodes 354 amino acids. Gene Ontology annotation, biological process: proteasome-mediated ubiquitin-dependent protein catabolic process. The transcript has 4 exons. Lineage: Eukaryota; Oomycota; Peronosporomycetes; Peronosporales; Peronosporaceae. Gene Ontology annotation, molecular function: polyubiquitin modification-dependent protein binding. Gene Ontology annotation, cellular component: cytosol; nucleus; proteasome regulatory particle, base subcomplex. The record is from RefSeq and is a predicted model, not a curated record.
ACACGUCCCCAAGAAGGUCAAGAUGCCGCUCGAAUCGACCAUGAUUUGCUUGGACAACUCGGAAUGGAUGCGCAAUGGGGACUACAUUCCCUCGCGUCUCGAGGCGCAGCAUGACGCCGCCAACUUGUUGUGCGGAACCAAGACGCAGGCUAAUCCGGAGAGUACCGUCGGUGUUCUGGCCAUGGCCGGCAAGAGUGUUCAGGUGCUAGCGUCUCCGACGGACAAUAUGGGAACGCUACUGAGUGCUAUCCAUCGCGUCAAAAUCGGUGGCUCCAUGAAACUUGCCAAUGCCAUUCAAGUGGCGCAACUAGCACUUAAACACCGUCGUAACAAGACUGGCGGCCAGCGUGUCGUGGUAUUUAUCGGCUCGCCCAUUGAGGAAGACGAGAAGCAGCUCACCAAGAUCGGCAAACUGCUUAAGAAGAACAACAUUGCCGUGGACGUGGUGAGUAUGGGCGAUCUGGACGCCAAUGCGACCAAGCUGCAGGCCUUCGUGGAUGCCGCUAGCAGUAACAAUAACAGCCACCUCGUCACUGUACCAGCAGGCGUAUUGCCCUCGGAUGUGCUGGUGUCCUCGCCUGUGUUGCACGGAGACGACGGCGCUGCUGCUGCAGCUGCCAGCAGUGGCGGAGGUGGCAACGACGCCUUUGCGGAAUAUGGCGGAGUGGAUCCGAGCAUGGACCCGGAACUGGCUCUGGCCCUUCGUGUGUCGAUGGAAGAGGAGCGUGCGCGACAGGAAGCGGCCCAGAAGCGCGCGGCCGAAGAGGAGGCCGCUGCAUCGGCGGCUGCUCCAGCGCUGGAGCCAGUUGCACCAGCCACGGAAGCGUCGUCGGCACCGGCGGAACCCUCGCAACCUACACAGUCGUCAGCACCCGCGACUGCAGCGGCUGCUUCGACUGACGCAUCGUCGCCUCCACCGGCACCGGCAUCGAACUUGCCGUUCAUGGACCCAAAGUUCGUCAACUCGUUGCUAUCCGGUCUGCCUGGUGUGGACCCGAACGACCCCAAGAUUCAGGCUGCGAUGGCGCAGAUGGCCAAGAAAGACGAGAAGAAGGAUGGAGAUGAGGAGAAGAAAGAGGAUAAGUAGAAGGUGAACGAACAGAUCGCGUGCCGCUAACGCACCGGUAGUCAAUCUCACAACGUAACUUGACUAACUUCUUGUCCAUCAUC